This is a messenger RNA of Macrobrachium nipponense, 660 nucleotides long. Its product is annotated as general transcription factor II-I repeat domain-containing protein 2B-like. The record is from RefSeq and is a predicted model, not a curated record. Gene Ontology annotation, molecular function: protein dimerization activity. Bases 1 to 660 code for a protein of 219 amino acids. The transcript has 2 exons. Lineage: Eukaryota; Metazoa; Arthropoda; Malacostraca; Decapoda; Palaemonidae.
AUGUUGAAGAGAGCAUAUGACCUUUUGGAAGAAAUUGAGCUGUUCUUAGUUAUGAAAGGAAAAGAUCAACUAAUAAAUGAGAAGUUCUCACUGAUCAAAGGCUUCCAGAUAAAAUUGCGUCUGUGGGAGUCACAAAUCAGAAACCAAAACCCAGUCCACUUUCCUACGCUGAAAAACCAUGACACUACCAACCCUCAGUAUCAGAAGUAUGGUGACAAGUUGGCAGUCUUACGAGAGGAAUUUUCAGAAAGAUUUGGUGACCUCAAGAAAAAUUCACAAGCCAUUGAAGUCUUUGCUUCUCCUUUGUCUGUGGAUGUGACAGAAAUCCCUGAGGACAUACAGAUGGAAAUAAUUGAACUACAGUGCAAUGAUGAACUAAGAAAGAAGUUUGAUGAUAGUUCAGUAUACCAGUUUUAUAAGAAGCAUGUAUCAGUAACAGUGUAUCCAAAACUCUCUGCUCAUGCAAGGAAAAUUAUGGCAGUUUUUGAUAGCACAUAUGUUUGUGAGCAGCUCUUUUCAAAAAUGAAUCUAGUUAAAGACAAAUAUAGGUCUGUACUUACUGAUGAACAUUUGGAAUGUGCCCUGCGUGUAGCCACAUCAUCCAUACAGCCUGAUAUUGAUGAGUUGGUGUCCCAAAUGCAACAUCAACCAUCUCACUAG